Messenger RNA from Sclerotinia borealis F-4128, 411 nucleotides. The record is from the annotation of a GenBank genome assembly. Lineage: Eukaryota; Fungi; Ascomycota; Leotiomycetes; Helotiales; Sclerotiniaceae.
AUGGGCAAACCAAAGCGUAAUGUCUUCGCAGCUGCUGAAGAAACUUCUACCCCGCCAGACGUAUUGACAGAAACACAAUCGAUUGCUCGUGUUAUCAAAGCUGAAGGAAACAGCUUAUAUUCUUGUGCUCUCACAGAUCAAACAACUAUCCUCGUCGAACUGCCUUCACGAUUUCGCAACACAAUUUGGAUCAAACGCGGUGGUUAUGUAUUGAUCGACACCAAGGACGGCAAUGUAAGAGAGAAUAAAAUUGGUGGUGCAAUUAUCAAUGUCGUCCGCGAGGAACAUGUUUGGAGAAAAGAAGCUUAUUGGCCUAAAGAAUUCCCCAAAAGUUCCGCAUAUGUCGAGGAUUCGGGUGAAGAGGAAUCGACCGUUGGUAAAAUGCCACCAUCAGAUUCGGACGAAGAAUGA